AUGGUGAUAAGUGUAUCACCAUUGAGCACAGGAAACCGAGGUAAUCAAGUGCAUGGACAAGAGCAUGUCAGAUGUUGCUAUUGCACAAUUAUACCUCCCCGAUAUGUAAAUUUCGCAUCAGUCAAAGUUUGCUCUCAUCCGAGUAGGACGACUUCGAAAUCUUGGACUUGAAAAGGCUUGGGUAGAAGAUUCUUUAAAAGCAAAUCAGUACAGUUCACAGCUACAUAAAGGUAAGUGUCAUGCACACACCUAGAGUCGCGUGUUUACACUGCAAGCCUUGGCCUAGCAUUGGCCUGGCCUUGGCCAAACCAAGGUAAAUGUGGCGCGCGUUUGCACCAUCACAAUAAUUUUUUGAGACUGGCCCACUUUGGCCUAGAAUUUUGUAACUAAUUUUAUGUAUUUUUAUGUGUUGUGACGUUGUCCGCUGGUUGUCUGCUAAUCCCUCACUGUGGACACACGUUAAUUGACAUGAAAAUAAGGCCCAGUCCAUGGCCGAAAGUGUUUACAUUGCCACAAGCCUAGGCCAGGUCUAAGCCACCGGUUGUAGUGGGCCCAGAUUUCCUGGCCAAGGCUAGGCCAAUAUGCUGGUAGUGUAAACACGACUCUAAAUAUAUCAUGCGACAAUUAAUUUUAUUAAGCAUUAGAAAUGUCAACACGUGUUGUUUGUAUUACUGGAAACUUGAAUAAUUACAAUAAACUUACAAUUAAAAGAAGUGGUUGCAAUAGUCUUUAUUAUUUUAUCUUGAAUGUAUAUAAAGUAAUAUUCACACCCUAUAUAAAUGAUACCAUUAUGGCGUUUAGCAUGCACCUAUACUUUGCACCCUCAUAACACUAAGACUAAUUAUUAUUCGUGAGGCUUUUGAACAUUGGCAUAACUCACAUUAACAUCACAGAAUAGGUGGGAAAACCAUUCCGCCAUUGUAACGUUAAAUGACAUCAACUUUAGCUUAACUAAACCUCGCUUUGCAUUCGUAUUUCUAGCUUGGAAAAUAACACAGAAUAUAUAUAUUCAAAUUCAAAUAACUAGGGAAAAUUAUUCCCACUAAGUGAUUUUUUGUCACAGCCCAGUCAUUCUCAAAUACUAAACUGUUAGAAGCCACAAAAAAGAUCAUAUACGUGAAAAUUUAUAUAGAACUAACUGGAUAUUUAUAUCCAACCACUUACUCUAAUAGACUACAAUUAUACAAACAUGAUAUUUGUGGUCUAUUAGAUUCGUCGUUAACACAAAAGACUCAUUUCACACAAGUCAAGUACUGGAAAUAAAGCAAGUAUGCUUUCGUCAUGAAAACAUAUGUGCACUUCACAGUAGAUUUAGUAUAUCACUGCACGAAAAUUUAUUCAUAUAAAAGAAGAGUCUUUAUACAAGCAACUAGUUUCGUACUAAAGGCCUUGUUUAAAAAACUGAACCAGUUCUAGGGUUUUACUUUACGUGUGAAAGGAGUCUUUUGUGUUAACGACGGAUCUAAUAGACUACAAAUAUGUUUGUAGUCUAUUAGAGUAAGUGGUUGGACACUUACGUUUUUCAAAGAUCUGUGACAACUGGGUGAGAGAUCUAUAGAUAAACGACAUAGGAACAACCGAAUCGAAACUGUCAUAUAUAUGAGCUAUAGGCCAAAAGACUGAUCCAUCACUCGAAUAGGCUAUGUUUUAUAUUAGACUGUCAUAUAGCGAAUAUAUAUAAAUGUUUUUUUUUGCGGUAAAUAGAACUGUAUUAAACCGGGCGGCGAAAUCUAAAAAUUAAAUUUACCAUAACACAAGGCUAUCGGAAACAGGGAAGAAACUCUGGAAUAAAGACUUUUUAUACCUGCCACAAGUCAAGGACCCGUUUGAAUCACUGUACAAUACCAUAUAAGGAAUAUAGACAUUUAGAUAUUAGGUCCGGGUCAAACUGUAAAUCGUUUGAUGCGCCGAACAUAAUAGUUGGCACGAACAAUGAAAUGCCACGAAUAAUGAAAUUAAAAGUGCAAAUAGUCCAUAUUUUAAGGUUAACCUUGAGGCUAAUAAGAAAAAUCCAAAAUCAACCUGGAAACUUAUUAACGAAUUAAACUCUCGUAAUGCCUCUAGCCACAAAACUAUAUUCAAUAUCAAAGUGGGCGAAGAAACUAUAAAUACACCCAAGGAAAUAGCUGAAACAUUUAAUUCUCACUUUGCUAGUGUGGGUGAAAAUUUAGCAUCCGAUAUAGAACCUGACGUAUAUGUUUGUGCCUGCUGAAACCACAUUUUCAAAGAAAUCCCUCACUGUAUAUGCAGUUUACAAAAAACUAAAGAAAAAAAGACUAAAGAACGAAAGAAAGCAGCAGGUCUUUAAGAAUUGCAGCUGAAAUAGUUGCCCCCAUCGUUAACUCAAAUAUUUGAUAAGACUAUUACUCCAGAGUUACUCCAAUUUUUAAGAAAGGUAAAAAAUACGACAUGAACAGCGAUAGACCAAUAUCUGUUAUUUCGGUAGCAGCAAAGAUUUUUGAAAAGUUGACUUUUUAUGAGUAUCUGAACAACAACAAACUAAUAUCUGCGUCUCAAUCUGGAUUUCGAUCAUUGCACAGUACACUAACUGCCCUAAUAAAAGCCACGGAUAAUUGGUCAAUAAGUACUAGAUAAAGACCUUCUUAACGAAGUAAUUUUUAUCGAUCUUAAAAAAGCAUUUGAUACUAUUGAUCACACCAUUCCUUUACGGAAGUUACGAAUUUAUGGCGUUGAUGAAAAUGGUAUCAAAUUCUUCGAAUCAUACCUAAGCAACCGCAGUCAAAUAUGUUGCGUCAAUGGUGAGUUAUCUGAAACUGUUAAAACAACCUGUGGGGUACCACAAGGCACUAACUUGGGACCUCUAUUGUUCUUAAUAUACAUAAAUGAUCUGCCUAAUUGUCUCAACAGAGCCUCUUCAAGAAUGUUUGCUGACGAAACUAAUAUUAGCAUCGCAGCAAAUUCUGUUACGGAGCUUGAGCAAAUAAUAAACUCCGAAUUGAAAAAUCUUCAUCAGUGCAUGGCUACUAGCUAA
Paramuricea clavata is the source of this 2992-nucleotide messenger RNA. The record is from the annotation of a GenBank genome assembly. NCBI's taxonomy places the organism in Eukaryota, Metazoa, Cnidaria, Anthozoa, Malacalcyonacea, Plexauridae.